Messenger RNA from Schistocerca americana (American grasshopper), 4313 nucleotides. Its product is annotated as sodium-coupled monocarboxylate transporter 1-like. The record is from RefSeq and is a predicted model, not a curated record. Gene Ontology annotation, molecular function: symporter activity. Lineage: Eukaryota; Metazoa; Arthropoda; Insecta; Orthoptera; Acrididae. The transcript has 16 exons. Gene Ontology annotation, biological process: sodium ion transport; transmembrane transport. Bases 554 to 2686 code for a protein of 710 amino acids. Gene Ontology annotation, cellular component: membrane.
CCCAUCGCCGACGACUAGUUGCGAAACCGACGCACGCGUGACGUCUCUGUGAAGAAGCGGCCCAGAGGCUUUGCUCUCUCUCCUCAGUCGUCUGCGCCUCCAGCGUGUGUCGCGCCCACCCCCGCUGGUCGUUUCGUUAUCUCGGUCCGUUUUUCUUGCGUGUUUCCUUACGAAGGAGCAACAAAAGAGGCGGGUUAUCGCGCCCUAUUUUUUAAAUAUAUUGUCUUUACCCUCCUUUCAGUUAAAAACAUAAUUUCGGCUAGCCCUUUUUGAGACAAGCACGUGAAUGAUCGUGUUUCAAGUUCCCUGACAUAAGUUUAGUUUUAGAAAGUUAUAGACACCAGUUUUUCGUCUCUCAAGAGGUUACCCGUCCAAGGCCUACGUGAAUGCAUUAUAAAGAGUUUGCCAGCUGCAAAGAGACGACUGACAAGAUCCUGUGGAAGCCGGAGAGCGUGGCCCCGCAGCUGAGCGCGCCGUCGCCCGCGCUCUUCACCUCGUGGCGCAUCUCCUCAUCUGACCGACAGCGGCGGAGAGACUGCCAGGGCCGCUAGGCAUGCUGGGAGCCGAGCAGUCCACCAUGUCCAGCUCUGGGGCGGGAGCUUCCGCCAUGCACGUGCCGGCCGGCCACGAAGGCCUGGGAGACUGGCCGGGCCCCGGGGGCGGCAGUUGCGGGGGCGACGAGGGCGACGCGCUCUUCUCGUGGCAGGACUACAGCGUGCUGGCCACCGUGCUGCUCGUGUCCUGCGCCGUCGGCAUCUUCUACGGCGCGGGCGCGGGCGACGCGGGGCAGGCGGCCGCCGACUUCCUGCUGGGCGGCUCCUCCAUGCCGCCGCUGCCCAUGGCCAUCUCGCUCGCCGCCAGCUUCGUGACGGCGGUGGAGCUGCUGGGCAACACCUCCGAGAUGUACCUGCACGGCACGCAGUUCUGGAUGUCGUGCGUCGCCUUCCUCAUCGUCGUGCCGCUCACCUCGCAGCUCUACCUGCCCGUCUACCGCGCUGUCGAGGUCACCUCCGCCUACGAGUACCUGGAGAUGCGGUUCGGGCGCGGCGUGCGCAGCCUGGCGGCCGCCAUGUACGUCGUCCAGAUGACGCUCUACACCUCCGUCGCCGUCUACGCGCCCGCCCUGGCCCUCAGCGCAGUGACUGGACUUAACGUCUACCUGGCCGUUACCUGUGUCUACGCAGUAUGCAUCAUCUACUCAUCUCAGGGCGGGAUGCGCGCCGUCAUCAUCACGGACACGUUCCAGGCGGCCGUGCUGAUGGGCUCCAUCUUCGUGGUGCUGGCGCUGGGCAACGACCGCGUGGGCGGACUCUCCGUCGUCUGGCAGCGCAGCUCCGUCACCGAGCGCCUCGAGUUCUUCAACCUGAACCCGGACCCGACGGUGCGCCACAGCUUCUGGUCCGUGGUGGUGGGCGGCAGCUUCUACUGGGCCACCAUGUUCUGCUCCAACCAGGCCUCCGUCCAGAAGUACAUGUCUGUGGCCACCAUCAAGCAGGCCAGGACGGCUUUAUGGGUGAGCUGCGCCGCCUUGGCCAUCAUUUUCACGGCCAACUUCUACACUGGUAUGGUCAUCUAUGCUGACUACCACGGAUGCGAUCCCAUCAAAACUGAGGCCAUCACUGCCAGCGACCAGUUGUUACCGUACUACGUGAUGCAGCACAUGGCACAUCUCAAGGGCGUGGCCGGCUUCUUCGUCGCAGGGAUAUUCAGUGCCUCUCUCGGCACAGUGGCGGCGGCGCUCAACUCGCUGGCGGCGGUCACGGUGAGCGACUUCAUGCUGGGCGCCUUCCCCGCCAUCAGCAUCGCGCCAGAGAAGGCCGGCACCGCCGCCAAGUGGGCGUCGGCCAUCUUCGGCGCCAUUAGCUUCGCCCUCGUCUUCGUCGUCGAGCGCCUCGGCGGAGUUCUCCAGGUGGCGCUGAGCUUCAACGGCAUGGUGGGCGGAGUGACGCUCGGCAUGUUCUCGCUGGGGAUGUUCUUCCCGUGGGCCAACAACAAGGGCGCGCUGCUCGGGGCGCUGACGGCGAGCGCGCUGGUCGCCUGGAUCGGCGUGGGGGCGCAGGUGUCGGGCGCCAACCAGGCGGGCGACGCCACCAAGUUCACCUCAGCCGACCUCUGCCCCGCCUGCAACCUCACCGGCGACGCGGCGCUCGACUUCACCACCGCCUCCAGCAUCACCACCGCCGCCAGCACGAUGUCGCCCACAGCGCCAGAAGAGCCAGUGUUCGUGCUGUACCGGCUGUCCUACCUGUGGUACUCGGCCAUCGGCUGUGUGACGACGGUGGUGGUGGGCCUGGUGGUGAGCCUGGUGUCGGGUCCGCGUGACCCCACCACGGUGGACCCGGCACUGCUGUCACCGCCGGUGCGCGUCCUGCUCGACAACCUGCCCAAGAGCCUGCGCAACCGCCUCAGUCUCAGGGACAUGUCCAAGCGCAGAUUCUCCACUGUGCGACCGCCUUGCGUCUCGUCCAUAUACCGUGGUGGCAUCAUCAACGCUGGUAUCUCUCUGGAUGAUGAAAAGCCAGUGGUGCCACCCUCAGCGACUGUAACUUCCUCACAAGCACCACCACCAGCUUCAAUGGGAGGUGGCAGUCUGAAUGGAAUGCCACAGCAAAUGCAGCUAGAUGGUUUGCCACAAAAAAAAGUAUCUUCCAAUGACAACAAUGGGAUGUACUUUGCUAAACUUUAGCACCAAAGUAAAAUGAUGGUGGAUGGAAUCAUAUACCCCAAGUAUUAGAGGGCUAACUUAAAAUCCACUAUCUGUCAUGCUAACCAUGUAUAUAAUUGUUGUCUGAGGAAUCUCUGCCACUGAGAAGAGAAUGCACUCUCUCUUGACAUAUAAAAGACUUACGACCACUGAGAGGGAGAGGACACACUGAACAGGGCACUGGCUUUAUUGUGAGCACACCUGUAAACUGAUAAUUACCAAAAUUCAUUAAUUUCUACUAGGUAGCAAUUCCAUUGUACCAUCCUAAUCCUAGUUACACUUAGCAUUUGGCUCUCCCUCUACAGUUCUUGUUCGUUCUCAUCAGUGCCAGUGGUAAUGGUUCAUAGGACAAUUUUUGUACUUUCUUAUCCAAAUUAGAAUGUUUGACAGCAAAUUUAUUUGUAUUCAUUCAUGAAAAGGUACUGCCUUAAGUAUAUCAUCGCUCUCUGUACAUGAGAAAUGUCAAAUAGCUUCUUCUACCAAAUGUGCCACAACUGUUUUGUUUUCAACACAUCUUUUUUCAUAAUAAUGUUUCUGUAAGCAUAAAAAAAUGCUUUCAAGAUAUAUUCUGCAUGGGUCACCUGUCUUACAUUCAUAUACAUAUUCAAGUAACUUACAUAUUUCUUUAAGAACAAUAUGAGUCAUUUUAUGUAGUUCUUCAAUUUUCUCUCGUGUGGCCAUGAACAAAAACUAAAUUUCUAAACAUGUGUAAUGCUUGACUAUUUGAGAAUUUUAUAAAUUGAAAUAAGUGUGAUUUGAUCAUAAUCCAUAACUAAAUAUCGUUUUCUUGUAAUUACUCCUUUACUUAAAACUAUAAUUGGAGCACUCAUUCAUAGUAGGUUUUAUUAUGCAAGUUCUGUUUCACUGGGAAAGAAUUAUUUUUGUUGUAAUUCUUUUCUCAUCAAGAGGUAGACCAAUUGUCUAUUUCAGAUUCAACUCUGUGCCUCCCAGAUCUAUUUCCUAUUUUGAGUACCAACAAUUCAUUUUCCUCAUGAAUGGUAAUGGAGGAUUGUUUUAGGUUACCUUCCAUUGGACAUCUAUUGUUUUGUUUACAAUCCUUCACUUAAGUUUAUAAUCACUUUUGUUUAUAAUGUUAGAUGCCAAGCUCUAUAUGUUGAGCUGUUCCAUUUCACUAUAUUUCUCAUACUAAUGCUUCUCUUGACCACUAGAAUCUCUGCUUGUGCCCUUCUUUAUUAGUACCCAUUGUUCACUGCCAUAUGGAUAGCACAAUGAAGUGAUAGUUUCAAAUCAAUCAUUAUUUUUGCUACUUCCCUUUACUUUUUUUAAUUUCUAAGAUUAUUUUAAGAUUCUCAUAGAUAUAACUGAAAUUUCCUAGCUUACAGUCGAUAUAGAUGGAUGAUUUCUAACAACCAAGAAACUUGGUCAUUGGUACUGGUUCCUAGCAUUUUGUAGUAAUAGAGUUAGGCAAGUUCAUCAGUGGGUGACACUGCUAGCUCCACUGUUGUUACUCAUAUGAACUGCUAUGUAAAAGAUGGUGGAUGCAUGUCAAUGAUAACUGCAAAUAGAAUGUCAAAGAGAUUCAUUAUAACGUUGAAAGUUAUCAUUUCAUGUCUUUACAAAAAAAAAAAAAAAUACAAAUGUCUCAUGA